UCCUCGCUGCAGACUGUGGCUGAGUCACUUGACCAAGACCCUGGAGUUACAAUGGCGGCGCCCAUGCUGCGCUGGGGCUGCCGUGGAAGACGUUGGGCUUUAGCCUGCGUUGACGGCGGUUCUUGCCACCGAAGAGGGGCUCCGACUGGGUCCACAUCCAACAGGAUUAGGGGACAGAGCUCAGUGGCUCAGCAGCCCCUCCACACGGCCCAGAAGCCAAGGAAAGGUGAACACAAAUGGGCUGCUGUGGUAGGGUUGGAAAUUCAUGCCCAGAUUUCCUCCAACUCUAAACUAUUCUCUGGAUCUCAAGUUCGCUUUUCAGCACCUCCAAAUUCCUUGGUUUCUUUUUUUGAUGCAUCUCUACCUGGAACUUUGCCGGUUCUCAACAGGAGGUGUGUAGAAGCGGCGGUGAUGACAGGCCUGGCUCUGAACUGCCACAUAAACAAGAAGUCCUUGUUUGACAGGAAGCACUACUUCUAUGCAGACCUCCCUGCAGGCUACCAGAUUACCCAGCACAGGCUCCCAAUCGCUGUGAAUGGGAGCUUGACAUAUGGCAUCUCUGCAGGGAAGGAGUGCGGUCAGGUGAUCCCCAAGAUGGUGAGGGUCAAGCAGAUCCAGUUGGAGCAAGACAGUGGCAAAAGCCUCCACGACGACCUGAGAUCUCAGACGCUCAUUGAUUUGAACAGGGCGGGAGUGGGCCUUCUGGAGGUGGUCCUGGAGCCCGACUUGUCCUGUGGAGAAGAGGCGGCAACAGCUGUCAGGGAGCUGCAGCUGAUCCUUCAAGCCCUGGGGACCAGCCAGGCGAACAUGGCAGAGGGCCAGUUGAGAGUGGAUGCCAAUAUAUCUGUGCAUCACCCUGGGGAGCCUUUGGGCGUUCGAACGGAAGUGAAGAAUCUCAACAGCAUCAGGUUCCUGGCCAAAGCCAUAGACUAUGAAAUUCAGAGGCAAAUCAGUGAACUUGAGAAUGGAGGUGAAAUUCUGAACGAAACGCGCUCAUUUCAUGAGAAGCUGGGGUGCACCGUGUCAAUGAGGGACAAAGAAGCAAAACAGGACUACAGGUUUAUGCCGGAACCUAACCUGCCUCCCCUCCUGCUCUACGACGCCACAUCUCUGCCCACAGGUGCAGACCCACAGCAAGUGAUCAACAUCGACCAGAUCCGGGAGACACUCCCAGAGCUUCCCAGCGUGACCCGAGAGAGGCUUGUCCAACAGUAUGGGAUGCUGCCGGAACACAGCUUCACUUUGCUGAAUGAAGUCGGCCUACUGGAGUUCUUCCAAAAUGUGAUGAAAGAAACUAGGGCAGAGCCAAAAAAGGUGACGAGUUGGGUCCUCAACAUUUUUCUGGGCUAUUUAAAGCAAGAGAACCUUGCUGUCAGUGAGAGUCCUGUCACACCCUCUGCGCUUGCUGAGCUUCUUGACCUGUUGGACAGCAGAACGAUUUCUUCAUCAGCAGCUAAACAGGUGUUUGAGGAACUGUGGAAGAGGGAAGGGAAGACUCCAGGGCAGAUUGUUUCAGAAAAGCAACUUGAACUGAUGCAGGACCGUGGGGCACUGGAGCAGUUCUGCUACUCGGUGAUGAAGGACCAUCCUCAAGUGGUAAUGGAUGUGAAGAAGGGAAACCCCAGAGCUAUAAAUAAACUGAUUGGGUUGGUCCGGAAAGCAACACUAAACCGAGCAGAUCCAGCCGUGAUCAAGGAAAUCCUGGAGAAGCAGCUGUCAUCAUGAGAUGUUUGGGGUCCCCAUGCCCAUGGGAGAAGAAUGUAGCCUGACUGGGCACAGGAGCCUGUGAAAGCUGAUACCUGUGUGCCCUGAGAGCUGCAUCUCUCAAUCCGUGGCCUGAGCCAUAGUAAUGGCAUUGUGUGUCACCAGUGUUCUUGCCCUCUGGGCCCUGUGCCAGGAGGUGCCUCCACAGCUGACCAGCAGCCACGUCCGCCUGCUUCAUCCACCUCAGGAGUGGCCCGUGAUGGCUGCAGCAGUGGUGAAGGAGCAACACCUUCUUGUGUUAAGGAGUCUUAAACUAAAUAAAAUGUAUGUUAGAGAUACUGUUACCCAUUCUAAGAUAACUGCAUUCUGCAGUUCCUUCAACAAAUAUUUUUGAGCAGUUCCUAAGUACCAGCCAUUGUUGUAGGUGAUGGGCAUUAGCAGGGGUCAAGAGACUGUAAUUUGGAUGUAGUGUUUUCAGACCUAAACACAGGUUAACAAAGAUGAAAACACAACGAAAUAAACUGGGCCAUUAUAAACACACAUUUGUUCAGGGUGGUCUCAAGUGGGUGGGGAAGGAGGAUUUUUUUUUUUCCAGGAAAUAAAAGCAUUUUAUUUAUUUAUUUAUUUAUUUAAUUUCAUUUUAUUUCAUUUUAGGUUUUGGGGUAUAUGUGAAGAACAUGCAAGUUCGUUGCAUAGGUACACACAUGGCAGUGUGAUUUGCUGCCUUCCUCCCCAUCACCUAUAUCUGGCAUUUCUCCCCAUGCUAUCUCUCUCCAACUCCCCAUCCCCUGCUAUCCCUUCCCUAUUUUCCCCUGACAGACCCCGGUGUGUGAUGCUCCCCUCCCUGUGUCCAUGUGUUCUUAUUGUUCAACACCCACCUAUGAGUGAGAACAUGAGGUGUUUGAUUUUCUGUUCUUGUGUCAGUUUGCUGAGAAUGAUGGUUUCCAGGUUCAUCCAUGUCCCUACAAAGGACACAAACACAUUGUUUUUGAUUGCUGCAUAGUAUUCCAUGGUGCGUAUGUGCCACAUUUUCCCUGUCCAGUCUAUCAUCGAUGGGCAUUUGGGUUGGUUCCAGCUCUUUGCUAUUGUAAACAGUGUUGCAGCGAACAUUCGUGUGCAUGUGUCCUUAUAGUAGAAUGAUCUAUAAUCCUCUGGAUAUAUACCCAGUAAUGGGAUUGCUGGGUCAAAUGGAAUUUCUAUUUUUAGGUCCUUGAGGAAUCACCACUCUGUCUUCCACAAUGGUUGAACUAAUUUACACUCCAAUGUAAAAGUGUUCCUAUUUCUCCACAUCCUCUCCAGCAUCUGUUGUCUGCAGAUUUUUUAAUGGUCACCAUUCGAACUGGCGUGAGAUGGUAUCUCAAUGUGGUUUUGAUUUGCAUUUCUCUAAUGACCAGUGAUGAGCAUUUUUUCAUGUUUGUUGGCCUCAUGUAUGUCUUCUUUUGUAAAGUGUCUGUUCAUUUCCUUUACCCACUUUUGAAUGGGCUUGUUUGUUUUUUUUUCUGGUAAAUCUGUUUUAGUUCUUUAUAGAUUUUGGAUAUCAGCCCUUUGUCAGAUGGGUAAACUGCAAAAAUUUUUUCCCAUUCUGUUGGUUGCUGAUUCACUCUAAUGACUGUUUCUUUUGCUGUGCAGAAGCUGUGGAGUUUGAUUCGGUCCCAUUUGUCUAUUUUGGCUUUUGUUGCCAAUGUUUUUGGUGUUUUGAUCAUGAAGUCCUUGCCUAUGCCUAUGUCCUGAAUGGUUUUGCCUAGAUUUUCUUCUAUGGUUUUUAUUAUGUUAGGUCUUAUGUUUAAGCUUUUAAUCCAUCUGGAGUUAAUUUUAGUGUAAGGUGUCAGGAAGGGGUCCAGUUUCUGCUUUCUGCCCAUGGCUAGCCAGUUUUCCCAACACCAUUUGUUAAACAGGGAAUCCUUUCCCCAUUGCUUGUUUUUGUCAGGUUUGUCAAAGAUCAGAUGGUUGUAGAUGUGUGGUGUUGCCUCUGAGGCCUCUAUUCUGUUCCAUUGGUCUAUAUCUCUGUUUUGGUACCAAUACCAUGCUGUUUUGAUUACUGUAGCCUUGUAAUAUAGUUUGAAGUCAGGAAGUGUGAUGCCUGCAGCUUUGUUCUUUUUGCUUAGAAUCAACUUCGCUAUGUGGGCUCUCUUUUGGUUCCAUAUGAAGUCUAAGGUGGUUUUUUCCAGUUCUGUGAAGAAGGUCAUUGGUAGCUUGAUGGGGAUAGCAUUGAAUCUGUAAAUUACUUUGGGCAGUAUGGCCAUUUUCAUAUUGAUUCUUCCUAAUCAUGAGCAUGGAAUGUUUCUCCAUCUGUUUGUGUCUUCUCUUAUUUUGUUGAGCAGUGGUUUGUAGUUCUCCUUGAAGAGGUUCUUUAUGUUCUUUGUUAGUUGUAUUCUAGGUAUUUUAUUCUCUUUGUAGCAAUUGUGAAUGGCAGUUCAUUCUUGAGUUGGCUCUAAGUCUGUUAUUGGUGUAUAGGAAUGCUUGUGAUUUUUGCACAUUGAUUUUGUAUCCUGAGACUUUGCUGAAGUUGCUUAUCAGUUUCAGGAGAUUUUGGGCUGAGACGAUGGGGUCUUCUAAAUAUACAAUCAUGUCAUCUGCAAAUAGAGACAAUUUGACUUCCUCGGAAGGAGGAUAUUAUUACAAUUAAUAAACCUAUCAUAGAAGUGCUACUGCCUGUUCAACUCCCUACCCAUCCCAGAAGGCACUGUUCUGAGAAUAAAUGAAUUAAAAAUACAUAGUAAGUUUUCAAAUAAAUUUAAUCAGUAAAAUAUAUGCUGAAAUAUCCCAUAAAAAUUAACUUACACUUCAAGGAUUGUGCAGUUGACAACUCCCCUCAACUCCCCGCAACCCUCAAGCCAAACAGGAUGAAAAGAAACAAAAAAGAAAAAAGUUGUAACAUGAAAUUGACUUGUUUUGCUUGGAAAUAAGAUGACAAAUUAUUAAAUCAAAAUCUUGACCUUUCACAAUAAUUGUGGUGUGCUGCAGGCGUCUCGAUGAGGGCGGGGCUGCCUGCACUCCUGUGCUAUGACACUAAUACUGUUCUCCCUUGCACCAGAGCACCUCUUUGUUCAGUAUAUGCCUUUGUUAACCUCUGACUCACCUCACUUGAAGGCCAGCUUUGCAAAUGUUGUUUUUUAAAAGCAUACUUGUCAAAACCGUGAUGUAAGAGAAUAAAAUCCUUGGAGGCCUUGA
Messenger RNA from Callithrix jacchus (white-tufted-ear marmoset), 4875 nucleotides. RefSeq names its product glutamyl-tRNA amidotransferase subunit B (gene GATB). Gene Ontology annotation, molecular function: glutaminyl-tRNA synthase (glutamine-hydrolyzing) activity. Lineage: Eukaryota; Metazoa; Chordata; Mammalia; Primates; Cebidae. The record is from RefSeq and is a predicted model, not a curated record. Gene Ontology annotation, cellular component: glutamyl-tRNA(Gln) amidotransferase complex; mitochondrion. Gene Ontology annotation, biological process: glutaminyl-tRNAGln biosynthesis via transamidation; mitochondrial translation.